CGCCUUGGAAACAGAGGAGCAUCCGCGGCUCGGCUGGGAGACCCGCCCGUGUCACUUCCAACCACACUCGCGGACGCUGCCCGUUAAUGGCCGAGGGGAGUCCCGAGCUCGACCCGCUGCUGGCCUCUGCCUCGACCUGAGCCCCUGUGCGAGCGCUUCCGUGACCCAGGCAACCCGCAGGCACUUGCCGCUCUUGGCGCCCAGAGGGCGGAGCUGACACGGGUGCAAUUCAGGAGGCCAGCCCCUCCAGGCACCUCUCCCCCUCCCCGUACCUUCCCUCCACCUCGAGGCCGGGCUGGACCGAACCCGGAGCCGCCACCGCCCGCUUCUGCCAUUCAAUGGAGGACGGUCUGCUGGAGAUCAUGACCAAGGACGGCGGCGACAUGCCGGCACCUCUGGAGGUGUCCACAGUGCCGGCCGUGGGGGACGUGAUCUCCGGGGAGUACAACGGCGGCAUGAAGGAGCUGAUGGAGCACCUGAAGGCCCAGCUGCAGGCCCUGUUUGAGGACGUGAGGGCCAUGCGGGGGGCUCUGGAUGAGCAGGCCUCGCACAUCCAGGUGCUCUCGGACGACGUGUGCGCCAACCAGCGAGCCAUCGUCUCCAUGUGCCGGAUUAUGACCACCGCGCCCCGCCAGGGUGGCCUGGGCGUGGUCGGCGGCAAGGGGAGCUUCCCGGGCGCCCCUCAAGAGCCGGAGACCCCUUCGCUUGGGAUCGAGGACAGCGGUUUGCUGGGUCGCGAUCCUGAGGACGAGGAGGACGACGAUUCAGAAGAGAAGGAGAUGCCCAGCUCCGCCACACCCACUAGUCACUGUGAGCGCCCCGAGAGCCCCUGUGCUGGCCUCCUUGCGGGGGACGGGCCACUUGUGGAGCCCCUCGACCUGCCCGACAUUACCCUGCUGCAGCUGGAGGGAGAGGCCUCUCUGUGAGGACUCCGAGGGGGCACUACUUUCCCGGGCUGGCUUUGGGUUUCCGAGAGCAUGACGCGAGAGGACUGAACCGCGCGGUGCAGCAUGCUUCACUCCGACCGCUACUCUUGCGGGUCAGGCGGAAGAGACUCCCUGGAGGAAGCAUUUAUAGGGUGAAGGACUUUGGGAGCAUCAGGAAUUCUUUCUGCCUGACCAAGCGAGACGUAGCAAACUGCGGAAAGGUGAGGUUGCGGGAGAGAAAGCGCCCAUCUCUGGACUCCCAUCCAACCCCCUACCCUGCCCUUUCCCCCUCUCCAGCCAGCAGGAGAACCCCUGAAUUGUGUAAAUAAAAUUCUGCUUUUUCUAUUCUGAAAAAGGACUUAUCUAGGACUCUGGCAAAUAAUCUCUAACGAUUUACCUAGAAAUUAAGGAGUUGGGGGUAUUCUGUUCUGGCAACAGAAAAUUUACCCUUCUGAUGAAAUCCAAGCUAUUAAGCAUUCUGCAGAAGCCUCUCCCCCUCACAGAUCUCUGCGGCUGCUGAUUGGUAAAAGAAGCUUGAGGAGGGAACUGCAGCCCUAGGAGUCUGGGUGAAUGGGGUUCCAAGGGCCUCUGGGCUGGGAGGAGCUGACUAUCAAUGUGCAUGAAGACAUACAUAAUAGCUCAACCUCUAGGAUUUUGCAUGCAGAGUGGAUCCUGCCUUGUCACUGACUUCAUCUGGGAUUGCUUUAUCCAUUCACUGAGGCUUAGUGAACAAAGAGCCCAGUUCACAGGCAGAGACUUGGGGAUGCUCAGCAACAGCCCAGAUUUAGGGGACACUGAGGGGCUCUUGGGGGCCGCAGCCAAAAACUGUCUCUUUCCUGGCUAUACCUGCUUAACUUCAGUUUCCUUUUCCCGUCAACACUUCCCUGCCCGCUGCCUCUUGGUGCUGCCCCCAUAAUGUCUUGUGUGCGUUAUGUGUGUCGACCUGUGUAGUAGUGUGUGAGCCCUGAGGGGCAGGGCUUGUGGCUCUGGUGUUAGGUUCGGGGGCUUCAGACCCGUCUGUGAGGCCCAGGCUCUCACGGCGCUUUCCCCUCUCCUCUCCUCUUUCACCCCCACAACCAGGGCAUGGAGCAUGUGGCUGCCCUGAGGUUCCUAACUGACGUGCUUCCUUCCCACCUCCUCAAGUGGUGACUUUGUGUGCCCUUUCUCCUCCUCCGUGUAUCCCUUCUCAGUGCUUUCCUUGGUGUUAACCUUAAUAAAGCGGCGUCAUCUCCCCUC
Orcinus orca (killer whale) is the source of this 2162-nucleotide messenger RNA. It is a transcript of the gene CCDC184, whose product is annotated as coiled-coil domain containing 184. The transcript is spliced from 2 exons. Lineage: Eukaryota; Metazoa; Chordata; Mammalia; Artiodactyla; Delphinidae. Gene Ontology annotation, cellular component: cytoplasm. Bases 339 to 926 code for a protein of 195 amino acids. The record is from RefSeq and is a predicted model, not a curated record.